ACCGAAAAAGCGAGUAAAUAUCAGAAACAAAAAGAAGAAGAAAUGGUUGCGAUUGCGGUUGCGGUGGCUCUGUCUUAGUAACUCUUAAGCCCCAAUUCCAAUUCUGUUAAUUAUUGUAAAAACCCUGUUCCUGUUGGCGAAACAACAAACAUCCUCUACGACUUUAUUUGCAUUUAUUUAUAUAUAUAUACACCUAUUUACAGAUUAGCAGCAGCUAUUCAUUCAUUCAGGAAUUCAAUUUUGUAAAAAAAGAAGAAGAAAUGGCCAUCGUCAAAACCUCUCUCUUCCCCAUCUCCAUUUCCGGAGCAGAAGAUGUUCCCUCUCUUGUCUUCUUCAAACUGGAAUCUUCCCCGAAUAGGCGGCGGCGGCGGCUUUGGAAACUCCAACGGAAACGUUCAUUUUCACCACUAUCAGCCUCAUUAGUCAGCGCAACCAACAAUGCAAUCUACACACAAGGCGUUUCAAUCCCCGGAGCCAAUUGCUCCACCACCACCACCACCAAAUUUCCGCCAUCAAUGGACAAGAUUCAGCCAGAGAGGGACGCUAUCUCCAUUCUCCACCAGAGGAUUCGACGCGAGCAUGGCAACAGAGAGGCUUUUAGGCCCGCUAUGGGUUCUGAAGAGGCCGACAAGUACAUUCGGCUGGUAAAGGAGCAGCAACAGAGGGGACUGCAGAAAUUGAAGGGCGACAAAAGGGAUGGUAAUGAUGAUAGGACUAGUUUCAGCUGCAAGGUCGAUCCUUAUACUCUUCGUCCAGGUGAUUACGUCGUCCAUAAGAAGGUCGGCAUCGGACGAUUUGUAGGGAUCAAAUUCGAUGUUCCCAAGGACUCCACGGAGCCAAUCGAGUACGUCUUCAUAGAGUAUGCCGACGGAAUGGCAAAGCUUCCCGUUAAGCAAGCGUCUCGGAUGCUCUACCGCUAUAACCUUCCAAAUGAAAAUAAAAGGCCACGGACCUUGAGCAAAUUAAGCGACCCUGGUGCAUGGGAGAGAAGAAGGACAAAAGGAAAGGUUGCAAUUCAGAAAAUGGUUGUUGACUUGAUGGAAUUGUAUCUACACAGGCUAAAGCAAAGAAGGCCUCCCUACCCAAAGAGCCCCAUCAUGGCCGAAUUUGUUUCUCAAUUUCCUUAUGAACCCACACCAGAUCAGAAACAGGCUUUCAUAGAUGUUGAGAAGGAUUUGACAGAACAAGAAACUCCAAUGGACAGAUUAAUUUGUGGAGACGUUGGUUUUGGUAAAACUGAAGUUGCAUUACGUGCCAUCUUUUGUGUGGUAUCAGCUGGGAAGCAAGCUAUGGUGUUAGCACCAACAAUCGUCUUAGCUAAGCAACAUUUUGAUGUAAUUUUGGAGCGAUUCUCAAAGUAUCCAAAUAUCAAAGUUGGACUUUUGAGCAGGUUUCAGACUAAAUCAGAGAAAGAUGAGUAUUUGCGUAUGAUUAAACAUGGGCGACUGGACAUUAUUGUUGGGACUCACUCGCUUCUUGGCAGCCGUGUUGUUUACAAUAAUCUCGGUCUUCUUGUGGUUGACGAGGAACAGAGGUUUGGUGUCAAACAGAAGGAGAAGAUUGCUUCAUUUAAAACUUCGGUUGAUGUUCUCACUCUUUCUGCAACGCCUAUACCAAGAACCCUUUAUCUAGCAUUGACUGGAUUUCGUGAUGCUAGUCUGAUUACAACCCCGCCUCCUGAAAGAGUUCCUAUAAGAACCCAUCUAUCAGCAUACAGUAAAGAAAAGGUUAUAUCAGCAAUUGAGAGGGAGCUGGACCGAGGUGGGCAAGUAUUCUAUGUUUUGCCUCGUAUCAAAGGGCUUGAAGAGGUGAUGGAAUUUCUUAAACAGUCAUUUCCAAAUGUUGAAAUAGCUAUUGCUCAUGGAAAGCAAUAUUCAAAACAGCUUGAGGAAACCAUGGAAAACUUUGCACUAGGAGAACUCAAGGUUCUUAUAUGUACAAAUAUAGUAGAAAGUGGACUUGAUAUCCAAAAUGCCAACACCAUCAUAAUUCAAGAUGUUCAACAAUUUGGCCUUGCACAGUUGUAUCAGUUGCGUGGAAGGGUGGGGCGGGCAGAUAAGGAAGCUCAUGCACACUUAUUCUACCACGAUAAAUCACUGCUUUCUGAUCAAGCACUGGAGAGGCUUGCAGCUCUAGAAGAGUGUCGCGAACUAGGCCAAGGUUUCCAACUUGCUGAAAGAGACAUGGCUAUAAGAGGCUUUGGUAAUAUUUUUGGUGAGCAACAAACAGGAGAUGUUGGAAAUGUUGGCAUUGAUCUUUUCUUUGAAAUGCUUUUUGAGAGCCUGUCCAAGGUUGAAGAACAUCGUGUAAUCUCAGUUCCUUACCAAUCGGUGCAGCUUGAUAUGAAUAUAAAUCCUCAUCUUCCUUCGGAGUACAUAAAUUAUCUGGAGAAUCCCAUGGAAAUAAUGAAUCAAGCUGAGAUCGCUGCUGGAAAAGACAUCUGGAGUUUAAUGCAAUUUACAGAGAAUCUGCGCCGUCAGUAUGGAAAGGAGCCUUACUCCAUGGAAAUUCUAUUGAAGAAACUUUAUGUGAAGAGAAUGGCAGCAGAUCUAGGGAUUACCAGAAUAUAUGCUCUGGGAAAGAUUGUUGGCAUGAAAACAAACAUGAACAAGAAGGUUUUCAAGCUGAUAACUUACUCGAUGGCAUCCGACAUACACCGAAAUUCACUUGUUUUUGAAGAUGCACAAAUUAAGGCAGAACUGCUUCUGGAGCUGCCACGAGAACAGCUGCUAAAUUGGAUCUUCCAGUGUCUAGCUGAACUUCAUGCUUCACUACCAGCCCUUAUAAAAUACUAGUUCCUACGGCAUAGAGAUGCUAAUUCUUGGGCAUGUCCAUAUUAUAGAUCAAGAUGAUAUUGCAUAAGGUGAUUCCAUGGAUGUGCAAACAAAAAGAAUCUGUCCAUCAUGAGGUCUGCUGGAUAGAUCCCCCUGGUAUUACGAAGCAGGCAUGGUUUUGCAUAAAUUAAAUGUUAUUAAAUGCCUUUGGCAUAGCCAUUUGAUACUUGAAUUGAGCAAUUCUUGUGGUGGUGAAUGGUGAUGAUGUCUGCUGCCUGACCAGAUUACAAUGUUUGUCAAAUGCAGAAUAGUAUUUGAAUGAUUAUCAAUGUGAAGGGUGCAAUGUUAGGCCAUUACCCCAGGUAAUAUCUAUCUAUCUAUCUCAAAUAUAAAGGAAAUUCUUCAUUCUAGGAGUAACUUACAGAACUCUAGUCAGUUAUAUGUGGUAUUCCUACCUCCAUCCUCAUAAUUCUUACAAGGAAUGCUUUUAUUUUUGUAUCUGCUUUACCUUGUUGGAACAUUUAUUGUAAAGGCAGAUUUUAAGCCUACAGCAAUACAAUUGUAAAUCUUAUCGGGCAUCAUUGUUUUUUUUUGGAAGGGUGCUUGGGGAAGUGUUGAUGAUAGGAAUAGGACUAUCAAACAUGUGUUUGAAUGGG
Ilex paraguariensis (yerba mate) is the source of this 3430-nucleotide messenger RNA. The record is from the annotation of a GenBank genome assembly. Lineage: Eukaryota; Viridiplantae; Streptophyta; Magnoliopsida; Aquifoliales; Aquifoliaceae.